CUGGUGUUAAAGCAUUUUAUACAUAAACUGAUGAUGAUGAAAAUGGAUGUAAAAGUAGCAUGAAAAUGAAGUACUUUCGGUAAAGUUCAGUUACGUUGGCACCUUCAUCCAGUUUGACCUGAACCCAAACACGUCAAGUCAAGUGUUGACAUGAAAGACGGGAGGCGGCGCUUUCAUAAUCUCAGGCUCAGAGUAUAAGAGGGCCCCUAAGCCCUGACUGGCCCUCACAGCAAGCCUAGCAUAGAAGUCCACUCAUCUGCUAGACAGAGCACUGCUGCUCACAUCCACCCGUUUGGCUGUUCUUCAAGCAGCUGAUUUCACCACGAAGACUACACUUCUAAGAGGUGUCCUAAAGCCAACAGCCUACACACACGUCACAUAUAACUGCUCAAAAUGAAUCUUGAGCCACCCAAAGCUGAGAUCAAGUCAGCCACUCGUGUAAGUGGCGGCCCCGCCACCCCACGCAAGGGCCCCCCCAAGUUCAAACAGAGGCAGACUCGUCAGUUCAAGAGCAAACCUCCAAAGAAGGGAAUUCAGGGCUUUGGUGAUGAUAUCCCCGGCAUGGAGGGCUUGGGCACAGAUAUCACCGUCAUCUGCCCAUGGGAGGCCUUCAAUCACCUGGAGCUGCACGAGCUGGCCCAGUACGGCAUCAUCUGAGCCUUCCCACGCCUCGCCGCAAUCCAACGAGGAUUACAGGCCAUGCACUUCAAACCAUCUGCCUCAGGCUCCAUCUCAAACCUGUAAAUGGAACUACUCUAAACAAACUAACAUAACGAUGAACUGUAACAAAGACAAAAAAUGGAAAAAGAGAAAAAAAUCUACCAAAAAAAGAAAUCUUUCUGUUCUCUAACUGGACUCUUCUUCUGGCUGCAGCUCACACACAUCUGCUCGUGUUUAGCAUCUGUCUCUUCGAUUCUCUUCACUUGGUAGAUCUGCUCCGUUAAUUCCUGACAACAAACUCACUUUCUCCUCUUUCGCUCUUUCUUUUCCUCUUUUCUUCUUCUCACUGUCAAAACAAGAAACUUACGCAAGCAAGACAGCCUCACUGUGAGUUUAAGUGAUAAACCCGUGAAGUGGGUGGGCUCCCACUUCAUGUGCCUCGGCGCCUCUUUCACCAUCCCAGAGGCUUCUUCCAUCAACGCCGAACGUAUAAAAUCCUAAACCUGAAUUCUGUAGGGAGCAGACACCAGCUUGCCAUUGCUGAGCGUAACUUUUCAGUGGGACAACCGUGAAUCAGAUAUCCCUCUUUUCCCUCUGUUUUUCCCUUUUAACUGCACCUAACUUUGCCAUAACUCAGAAAACAUCACGUUUCUAAAAUUCCGUACUUCUUUUAAGAUGUGGGAGUCUGCUGUUAGGCGAUGCAUGACAUUUAGCAGAGACAUCUGCCCUAAUUUUACUGCAUAGACUAAGUUUAACCACUUUAAAAUUAUUUCAGCAGAUAACUGUCCAGAGAAUCUGAAUUUCUUCAUCUACCAGUAGUGUGUAUGUGUGUCAGUUUUCACACUAAUUCUGCCAUCAUGUUCACAGUAGCUUUCUCUUUAUUUGUACAUCUCCCUUGUAUAAUAUUGGUGUAUAUGUCUUGUAUAUUCAUUGUAUGUUUAUUUCUGUUACUUUCACACAUUUGUGAACCCUGUUUGUUUAUUUUGUGGAAAGAAGCUCAUUCUUAUAACUCUCAAUUGUUGUUCUAAUGUAGAGUAGCACAUUUUACAUGUUUCCACUUUGUCAUUAUCUUCCAUCCAUCCCCCAGUGUUUCAAUUCUCUUUAAUUUCCUCUCCAUAUCCUCUUCCUCGUCACCCCUGUGAGCCGCACAAUUACUCUACUCCAGAAAACGAGACAAGAGGAGCUGAUGAUACGAAUCUAGUGAUGGAAGAGUUGUGUUGUUUUAGUGAAAGAUGGCAGAGGGAUAAGUGGGAUGGAUGUUUAAGUAUCUGUCUGAUGAAAUGUGCAAUGGAGCAAUGUCCUCUCUACAGGACGACGGGA
This is a messenger RNA of Melanotaenia boesemani (Boeseman's rainbowfish), 1980 nucleotides long. It is a transcript of the gene pde6gb, whose product is annotated as phosphodiesterase 6G, cGMP-specific, rod, gamma, paralog b. Gene Ontology annotation, cellular component: photoreceptor outer segment membrane. NCBI's taxonomy places the organism in Eukaryota, Metazoa, Chordata, Actinopteri, Atheriniformes, Melanotaeniidae. Gene Ontology annotation, biological process: positive regulation of G protein-coupled receptor signaling pathway; positive regulation of epidermal growth factor receptor signaling pathway; visual perception. Gene Ontology annotation, molecular function: 3',5'-cyclic-nucleotide phosphodiesterase activity; cGMP binding. The record is from RefSeq and is a predicted model, not a curated record.